AUGGGAGACUUUAACUCUGUGUUGAAAGUGGAAGACAAAGUUAGAGGUAACCCCAUAAGUAUGGGAGAGAUAAUGGAUUUCCAUAACUAUGUGGAGGAUUUUGGACUAAUUGAAUUACCAAGUAGUGGAAGUAGAUAUACCUGGAAUAAUAGGCAUAGGGUUAGAAUAAUAAUUUUCAAGAUUGAUUGGGUGCUUAUAAAUUCUGAGUGGCUCAACUCUAUGCCUGACUUCAGAGACCAAUUCCUCCCUGAAGGAAUAAGCGAUCUUUGUCCAGUGAAGCUGUCAAAUACUAAUGCCCCAAGAAGAGCUAAAGCUGCAUUUAAAUACUGCAAUGUCUGUUCUACUCAUUCAAAUUUUCUUAAUAUAGUGCAUCAAAGAUGGAAGCAUCAGGUUGAUGGAUGUUGUAUGUUCAAGGUAGUGAAGAAGCUUAAAAUGCUGAAACAGAAGGUAAGAAGUUUGAACAUGCAGUACUUUAAGAAUAUUAUAGAUACUGCAGAGGAGGAUAAAGUGGCCCUUGCUCAACCCCUUGAUGUGCACUUACAACAGGUGGAGAAAGAGAAAUUCAUGUCUUCUCACUUGGCUGAGACUUACUUACAACAAAGAAGUAAGGUAAAUUGGAUUAAACUGGGAGAUGAUAAUACAAGGUAUUUCUUCAUAGUGAUAAAGCACAGGAAAUUGCAGCAAGGCAUAGUGAAAAUAUCUGACAAACAAGGUAGAGUGCAGGCUGAUCAAAAAGUCAUUGCCACUAUCUUUAUGGACUACUAUCAGGAGUUAUUGGGGCACAAAGAACAGCAAAGGGCGAGAGCUUUCAACACAAAGGAGGUAAAGGAUGUUAUGUUCAGCAUAAAGAAGAAUAAAAGUCCUGGUCCAGAUGAGUAUGAAAGUGGGUUUUUCAAGGCUGCUUGGUCCAUUAUAGGUGAGAAGGUCACAGAUGCCAUACUUGAGUUCUUUGAAAAUGGAUAA
Messenger RNA from Nicotiana tabacum (common tobacco), 963 nucleotides. The record is from RefSeq and is a predicted model, not a curated record. Lineage: Eukaryota; Viridiplantae; Streptophyta; Magnoliopsida; Solanales; Solanaceae.